Messenger RNA from Purpureocillium lilacinum, 453 nucleotides. The record is from RefSeq and is a predicted model, not a curated record. NCBI's taxonomy places the organism in Eukaryota, Fungi, Ascomycota, Sordariomycetes, Hypocreales, Ophiocordycipitaceae.
AUGGCCGUCGAGCCACCCCCAAACUCUACAUCUACGACAUGCCCGCUCGCCAGCAGCCUGCGCCCCGUGAUCACCGUGCAACUCCCGUCGCGGCGUCCCUGGCCAAGGACGGAUUUGGGCCCAACGCGCAAGCCGGGGCGACGUGGCGCGUCCCAGGGACGGUGGACUGAUCCGCCACUAACACCACAGGUUCGCAGGGUGAUGAUGCCCCGAGAUGGUGAAGGAGGAAGCGGCAGGACGGGUAGCCGCCCGACACACACACACCGGCGCCCUCCCAAGGCCAAGGGCAGUUUCCUCCACGGGGUGUGCAGCCGAUAUCAGUCCGUACCGCAGGGGACCCGCUGCAAUAGCGCCGCCGUCGCGCGAGACCCGAUGCCCUGCAGACCGCGUAAAGUACCGGCGUGCGUAGCUUGCGGUGUGACAUCUCGCUCAUUCCCCGGGAUCGUUAAAUGA